This is a messenger RNA of Trachymyrmex septentrionalis, 2547 nucleotides long. RefSeq names its product peptidoglycan-recognition protein LC-like. Gene Ontology annotation, molecular function: N-acetylmuramoyl-L-alanine amidase activity; zinc ion binding. Gene Ontology annotation, biological process: peptidoglycan catabolic process. NCBI's taxonomy places the organism in Eukaryota, Metazoa, Arthropoda, Insecta, Hymenoptera, Formicidae. Bases 897 to 2156 code for a protein of 419 amino acids. The record is from RefSeq and is a predicted model, not a curated record. The transcript is spliced from 4 exons.
CCGGCUUCACGAAAAAGACUAGUUAUCUCAAGUGACGUUAUCGCACAUACAUGCAUAUUGGAGCUGUAUCGUUAACACUGAGGUUAAAAGAAAGAGGCAAAGAGUGGGGCCAACGAUUUCCGAGCAUGUCUGACGUCUGACAACGCGACAACAGUCCAUUUCGUAUCGGAAUGAACGGAGAUAAUGCCGCCAUUACGGGUACCUCGAUAAUUGAUUUCGUCGGUAGUUUGUUUGCCAGAGAGUGCUUGACAAGUGGCUUGCUACCACAAAAUCUAUUCUUUUCGAUAAAAACAACGACCGACGCGUGCAUUUUGAAAUAUAUACAGAAAAUAUCACAUUAUAUUUACGAUACGCUUUGUUAUAAAAUACGCAGUGCGGUUUGCAGUAGUGACGUAGAUUCAGUGAAAAUACUGGUGUUACUGUUCAAAUUAAAUACGGGAAUAUUAUACAAAAAGGAAUAUCGUGAACAUUGUUCACCAAUUCUCUGCUUUUUCAUUCCUUUCCUCAUUUUGCUAAUUCUUGCGAAUGAGCGCUCUCCACGAUUCCACCUCCAGGUGUGUCGUCCUUCGACAGCCGUGUGGCGUCAUCGCUGAAGCCAGUCUGACUAGUCUAACAGUGUCGUAGGAUCAACAAAGAUAACUGAUAGUGGCCAGUUGAAUCGAGUCUUGUGUUGUUUGGAUUGUACUUUGUUCCUGCGGAUCAGUGCAUUCUUCAACAGUAGGUGGAGUCAACGAAGUGUGCCGAAUACUGUCGGCGACUAGUUUGAAUGAAGUUUUCCUUUCCGGGAAAACAUUUUCCAUGGUGACGGCAUCAUGUCGUCAUAGAUUGUUGGUGGAUUUAGUGUUGGCAAAGUGACCGCCGCCAGCACAAAAGAUGAUUUGUGCGAGCGCAUUGGUAUGGUGACAUUGGUACAACAGCAGCAGCCAACGCUCGACGGUCAUCAGUGUCAAAAAGAUCAGGACCACGUGAAUGAUGGUACUGUUGUGUCUGCUGAGAAUCACGCGGUCGACAAGUUUCACGGUGAAGCUGCGCACUCGGCGAGAGAAACCGCGGUCGUCGCUCCGGGCAAUGGUAGCGUUGGAGAUUCCUCUACGCAGUGCAGUGACGUAGACGACGAUGAGGAAGAGGAGACGGACGUCGAAGAAGGCGGCAGCUGGAUCACGAAUCUGCCGGUAUCCUCGACUAUCGUCCAGCAACAUCAAGCGGUUGCCACUACAAAUGGCGAUGUCGUCCUACCAAACGCCGAUCCGUCGAAUUUUGGUGACGUUUGUGUGAAAAACUCAACGAAUGUGCAUCUAGGUAACAAGACCUUUUACAAGGGUCCGGUUACCAUAAAGCAGUUCGUUUACACGAAUCCCACUCCCAUCCAGGAUGCGGGUAAACUCGACGCCAACGGCUCCUCCGACGUUAGCAUCUCGGAUUUGUCGACGAAUAAGGAUAAUAGAGCCGCCAACGGACCCAUUUUUCCGCAAAAUACUGAAUUAUCUAAGGUGACGCAAUGGCUUUGGACGUGGAGAUGUGCGGCUUUAUCAUGCGUUCUAGCUUUAAUACUUCUAACUACUAUAGUGGUCACAUCUGUAUAUUUCAUUCAUCACCCGGACGCACCAGUCUUCCCGGAAAUUCCAGAUUCAUCAGUCGAGGGUGUAACUUCGGUACGCUUUGUCGAGAGAAAUGAAUGGGGUGCGCAGCCGCCCUCGGAUCCCCUUAAAAAAAUGAAGCUGCCAGUACCAUAUGUAAUUAUUAGUCACACCGCAACGGAGUUCUGUAGCACGCAAUCAGAGUGUACAUUUCACGUGAGAUUUGCUCAGACUUUUCAUAUAGAAUCUAGAAAGUGGUCAGAUAUCGCCUACAAUUUUCUUGUCGGAGGCGACGGUCUCGCAUACGUUGGUAGAAGCUGGGACUAUGUUGGUGCUCAUGCCUUCAAUUUCAACAACAAGAGUAUCGGUAUUUCCUUUAUUGGUACAUUCAAUUCGAUCGUACCACCGAAAACGCAAUUACACGCUGCGCAAAAAAUCAUAGAGAUUGGCGUCAAAGCCGGGAAAAUUUCGCCAGAUUAUAAACUGCUAGGUCACCGACAAGUGUCAAAAACUUUGAGUCCAGGAGAUGCAUUAUAUAAUGAAAUUAAAAAGUGGCCUCAUUGGUCACCUCAGCCUUAACUCGAUUGUUUGGAAGUUUAAAUUGUGAAUAAAAUACAAUUUUUGAAAAUAUUUACAUUAUUAUCUUUUUAAUAUGUAGUUAUUCAUUUGUCUAUUUUUUUCAGCUAAACUUCUUACAUCAGUUUUCCUUCUUUUUUUUAUGAAAAGAAAACAUCGUGCAAAGUUCAGCUGAAAAAAAUAGACCAUAAUAAUUCCGAGUUUAGAUAACAGUUGACUGAAAAUAUUUACGAGCCUACUACUUAUACUGUCACAAACUGCUCCAAAAGUAAAUCUUUUUGAAACAAUUCAGUCUUUACAGACUUGUAGUAUAAAUAAGUUCAAUUAUUAGAGUGUGUGCCAAUUAAUGAAAGAAAAGAAAUGUAUACUGAAGAUACAAAAAACAUUGCACUGA